GUUGGGUCCUGAUCACUAUAUAAAGCAUUAUUAAGAUAUGAUUUUAGUUUAUUGCAAGAGUGAAUAGUCGGUGCAUUGUGAAGCAAUCCGAGGCUAGUAUACAGCCAGAGUAAGAUCUAAUCUAAACUUCACGAUCACAAUUCACGAUGAUCGCACCGUUAGCUGUAGUGAUGUUUGUAGUAAUUUAUUUGCUACACGUUGGAGCAGGCCAUUCGAACGACUUUGAUGUACUACAAAAUCGGAGUUCAAGGAACGACUUAUGGUUUUAUUCGGCUGUCAAAUCAUGUGUACCCUUACGACCAAGAGUUGUCUGAAAUUGUGCUGGGUAGUAAUAACAACACGAGAUCGAGCGCUCGGACACAGUACAGGAAUUCGGCAAAUGAAUACAAAAAUACCGAUUUGGCUAGGGUGAUGUCACCGAAUCUUUUGUCCCCGUUUCAUCCAGUCAUGCUGAAGCUCAAGGUGUGGGUCAACGGCAAGAAGGAAGUGUUUCACGAUGGAGAACACUAUCCUUUCUUAAGCUACGUAGACACUACAAAGGUAGUCCCCCUAUAUAUGGCAUUUACGAAAGUUAUAGAUGAUUUGGUUUUCUUCUACGAUUGCCCAAUGUAAAGUGAUUGUUGAGUAGCUUCAUAGUGUGAUCAUGGGAUAUAGUAUUCUUAUGGGUUUUAUACUUCAUAAAAUAUAAAGAAAUAUUGCAUCUUA
Messenger RNA from Anopheles arabiensis, 705 nucleotides. RefSeq lists its product as uncharacterized. NCBI's taxonomy places the organism in Eukaryota, Metazoa, Arthropoda, Insecta, Diptera, Culicidae. The record is from RefSeq and is a predicted model, not a curated record. The transcript has 3 exons. Bases 226 to 612 code for a protein of 128 amino acids.